Molecule: messenger RNA, 3500 nt
Organism: Aphanomyces astaci
Lineage: Eukaryota; Oomycota; Saprolegniomycetes; Saprolegniales; Verrucalvaceae
Exons: 13
Coding region: 9-2372 (787 amino acids)
Cellular component (GO): membrane
Source: RefSeq, a predicted model, not a curated record
CUUGUGUCAUGAGAGCGAUGCCGAAGUCGCGACUUCAGCGGGCCCUCCGUGGCCUGGGUGUGCUAUGUGGGUCCAGACCCGUCGCGGUCAUCACGGUGGCCUUCGUCUUUAGCGUGGUGUGUACAUUGGGUGCAUUGCGCAUGACGAUUCAAAACGAUCCGCAAAAGCUGUGGGUGCCACCGACGUCCACGUCGGCCAAGCAGCAAGCGUACUUUGACGAGAACUUUGGCCCGUUCUUUCGCAUCGAGCAGUUGAUCUUCCAUUUCCCCAACGGCAGCGACGACAACGACUUGAUCACGGCACCGCUCUUGGCCGAAGUCGCGGCCCUCCAGCACCGCAUCGAAACGACCACCGUCGAAGUCGACGGCCGCAACAUUACGCUGGACGACCUGUGCUUCCGUCCCAUUCCUGACAAGGGGUGUUUGGUGGAGAGUCCGAUGCAAUAUUGGCGCAACAACGUGUCGCUGCUAGCCACCGACCCCGACAUCAAACUCACGGUCGUGUGCCAGACCACGCAUCCGUUGCUCUCCACAUACGCACCAUGCAUGGACCAAAACGGCAUUCCUGUGAUGCGCGACGUCGUCUUUGGCGGGCUCGCCACCGAUACAUGCCAUCUCAAUCCCGACCCGUGCGGCGACUCCACCCCUCGCGCGUCGGCCCUCAUCGUCACCUUUUUGCUUAACAACCCCCAGAACACUACGUUUCUAGCCCAUGCGAAGGCGUGGGAAGCGCAGGUAUUUCUAAACACUUCGUUUAGCUCUCCAUCGGGGCUGGUGGUGGAGCGCAUGGCGCAGCGCAGUGUCGAGGACGCCCUGACCGUGGAAACCCAGCAGAAUGCGUUUGUGGUCGUGCUCAGCUAUGGCGUUAUGUUUGUGUACGUGGCGCUAGCAUUGGGCAACGCCCGGGACCCCGUGCGCAGUCGAUUUGGACUGGGGCUGUGGGGCAUUUUGAUUGUGCUGUUCUCUAUGGGAAUAGCAUUUGGUGUGGCGGUGUGUGUGAUGCGCAUUGAAAUCACCAUGAUCACGCUGGAAGUGGUGCCGUUUCUGAUUCUUGCCAUCGGCGUCGACAACAUGUUUAUCCUGACCAACGAACUGGACCGGCUCACGCGCUGCCAGUCCCACGUGUCCCGUGAGUUUCAUUCGUUGCCCCAGCUCGUGGGCGAGGCCAUGAUGCACGUGGGGCCGUCGAUCACGGUGGCGGCCGCGUCGGAAUCCCUCGCGUUUCUCGUCGGCGCGUACACCAAGAUCCCAGCGUUGGAAUCGUUUUGUAUGGUCGCCGCCCUCGCCGUUGUCGCAGAUUAUGUGCUCCAAAUGACGUGGUUUGCAGCAGCGUUGGCACUCGAUGCGCGUCGGAUGCGUGCCCGACGAUACGACUUGUGUCCGUGGAUCAAAAAGCCGUACGUCCUCAGCCCAGACAAAGCGCGGCAGAUCCGCGCGUACUCGGACGACGCCGCCGCCGUCGACUCGUCGGUCGUCCAGACGUUCUUGGACUCCAAGUGGAUUCCAUUGCUGUUUGCCAAAUGGACCCAACGACUCGUGGUGGUGGUGUGGAUAGGAUGGCUGGGGUGGAGUGGCUACAGUGUCACGCAGAUCCCCAUGGGACUCGAGCAAACGCUGGCAGUUCCGUCGGAUUUUUACUUGCACUCGUACUUUGAAGCCCAAAACAAGUACGGCGAUGCCGGUCCCCCAGCUUAUAUCGUGAUGCGGCAAGUCAACUACACCGAUCGCCAAGUCCAGAGGUCGACGAUGGACUUACUGGACAAUCUGUCGCUGCUGGAUGCUUACAUGGACACGCCCAUCUUUGCAUGGCUCAACACGUUCAACCAGUGGCGGCAACUGCGCGCGUUUCUCGAAGAAAAGCGCGAGGACGAUGAAUGCGACUGCCCCGCGCAGCCCAUGUUGCCGUUUGCGUUUGAACUGACUGAGCCGGGCGACACCCAACCCGUGACGCCGACCGAGUUUUUCUAUCCGUUGGUGUACAACUUUACACGCAUUCCGAUCGAUUCACAGUGCUGCCAGAGCUUUGGCAUGUGCGGUGCGCAAUAUGCAAUGGACAUUGAAUUUCAAUUCCGGCGCCAAGACGACGACGAGAAUCAAGUUGUGGCACAUGUCGAUGGCAUCAGUGCGUCGCGAUUUCGUUUCCAAGUAUCGCCUCUGGUGAACCAGUCGACGUUUAUCAAUUCAUUCUACUACCUCAACCACUACACCACUCUAUGGAGCGAACCCAUCCUUCCUUUGGACGGCGACACAAGGAACCCCGUGGCGUUCCCGUACAGCUUGUAUUUUGUCUACUAUGACCAGUACUUGUCCAUUCAAGGCAUUGCGCUGCAGAGCGUGUUGCUAGCUUUGGGUAACGGGUUUGACAUGAGAUGAUUCUUUUAAGAGUUUUGCGUGGUGUUUAUGGCCAUGAUGCUGCUCCUACCGACCCAAGUCGCGACGUGUGUGCUCGUGGCGCUGUCAGUACUGUCCAUGUCCAUUUCUUUGGUCGGGGUGGUCCAUCUAUGGAACCUCUGCACUUCGCUGCACACGUCGAUUAAUGCGGUAUCGGUGGUGAAUAUGGUGGCAUGUGUGGGGCUCGGAGUUGAGUUUUGCAUCCACUUGGCAUCUACAUUUGCGUCGCUGGCAUCGACGACCUCCCGCGAAGAGCGCGCCAAGGUCGCCGUGUCGCUCGUGGGCCCGUCGAUUGUCAGUGGCAUCACGCUGACCAAGUUUUUCGGCAUUGGGGUGCUAGCGUUUGCCAAGUCGCAAUUGUUCCAAGUGUACUUCUUCCGCAUGUACGCGGGCAUCGUGGUGCUGGGGGCUGUACAUGCGUUGGUGCUGCUGCCGGUGCUCCUGGCGGCGUGCGGGUCGGAAGCGGAUGGCGCGUCGACAAAGAAAGUGAUGUCGCCGACGUUGUCGAAACAGUAUGCCCGAGGCCUGCUGAGCGACGACUCUGACACCGAGUAAUAAGUAGUAAAAACCACACGUGUGAUUGUGCUCGAUAUUAUUGUUUGGACUGCCCUGAAUCACAGUCACGCGUGUCCGUUCUAAUACAAUAUAUAUAUAUAUAUAUCAAAUCAGGACGUUCGUAGGAUGGAUAUUAUAAGAAAAAAAAUAUUAUAUCGAAUCAAAACAGGACGUUCGUGGAUGAAUGUAAUAAUAAUAAAAAGAAUAUAUAAAAUAAUAAACAGCACGCUCCUAGGAUAAAAAUGGCCAGACGAAUCGACCAAGUACUACCUGCGAUGAUGGUUCAAGAGGUAGACUGGGGUCUAAAUCAAUAAUUUUCGCACGAAAGGAAACAUCUACUACGUAAUACCUUGCAACCACGACUUAGUAGUCCAGAUUAUUCUCACGAAAGUAGCAUCUCAAACCCCAAAACUCCGAAGUCGUCCGUUGGGUGCACAAUACUGUAGUCCACAACAACAGAGGCUCAGCUUGCCCUGGUACAUAUGUGGAGCUACUACCUGCUUGGUUAAACAUACGGCUUGUGUUCAACAUUGAGCUGCACAAAGCGAUUUCGAA